AAGUAAACGACUCCGCAAUUCGCACAUGUUUUGUGUUUGUUUUUUUUUUGUUUAAAGAUUGGUUCCAAUUUAAAAUUUACAUUGUUUCGAACGGGACCAGUUAAAUCAAAUAUAAUUACUUAUCAUAUUUUUUUGUAUCAUUACUACAAGUAUAACUCGAAAUUUGUCUACCAGCUCAUCUUCACGUUUCUCAUCCAAGUGAAUAAAUCUAAAUUUAAAAUUUUGUUUUUGAUCAAGUAAUUAAACAAACUCAUCAUCCAUCAGCAAACUAUUUAUGUGAAUAAUAGAUUUUUAUGUGUGCAAUAGCAGCAGCAGUAUAAGAACUAAUCCUAAAAGAAGGAAAACUUCUACUUGUGAGGUGACUUAUCAAGAAGAUCGGAUUUCGAUGCCCUCCCACGAGUGAAUAAUGACUUCCAAGUAGUUUGACUCCAUGACCACAUUUACGCCCACCACACCCACUGUCAAGGAUCAAAGUCAGGUCAAGUUUAUCCCAGGGUUAUUCAAACAUUACGUGUACAAAUUUGGUAGGGACUAGAGGUUUUAAAAAAGUCGAAUAACACAAAGGACAUAUUCUGAGUUCCGAGCUGCACGAAGGAAAUGAGAAGGAAUGAGCCUUUGCUAUCAUACCACAGAUUUCCAACCACCAAUAUUCACAGAAAUGUUCGUCAAAAGUGGAUUGAAGUUCUUAGUCCUAUAUUGCCAGAAGAGACUUUCCCUUCGGAUCUUUCAAAAUAUGAAAUUUGUUCCCGACAUUUCAAGUCCAAAGAUUUUUCUAUGAGGGAAAUAGGAAAAUCAUACCUCUUGGCUACUGCACUCCCUAGCGAGCAUCUCGGAGACAAAUCAUUUGUUACGGACUCUCUAGUUAAUGAGGGAUUUCUAAAAGACACCAAUGCUUUCGGGAUUGCUGGUAUUUCUCGCCCACUAAGCCCAUCACAGCCUCCAACUCACGGAAUCAUGUAUGAUCACCACAGAUGUGUCAUUGCGAAUUGCAGAAGACGCUAUUUAAAUGAACCUUCAUCCAUUCCACUUUAUGCGCUAAAGUCUACGUGGAUUCCUUUUGUCCGUACCUCCAAUGGUGACAUGAGCUGGCAACCCCCCAAGUGCGCAGAAAUGUGUGCCUUGCAUUUUGAAGACAACAUGUUCCGGGAUACAGGUCGGCAACGUUUGGAAGAAUGGGCUUUCCCAACUUCCUCUUCACCUAGUCCUAGUCCUAGAAUUCAAGCUAUAAUGGAAUCUGAACCCAAGAUUCCAAAAACGUGCUGUGUGCCUUCUUGCUCUUUAGAACUUCGAGGAGCUGACACGUCCUACCACUGCUUCCCGGGACAUAAACUACAUCAUAAAAUUCGAAACGAAUGGAUAAGAAUAAUUCGUGGACUAAUAUGUAAUCAAGAAUGGGAACCUAAUGGCCAUAAAAUUUGUUCUCGGCAUUUCGUGGAGACGGAUUUUCGGACCGACGCUGGGUUGAAGAAAUCUUUGAAGGUUUCUGCUGUUCCUGCUGUUAAUUUAUACCAUGUGACUGACCCAUGCCCGAACGACGAACUGGUGAAUGGUCUAACUUGGGCCUAUGAUUGCACUUGCGUUGUACCAAGUUGCAAGUCGUUCGAUCGGAGGCGAGAGGUAGAUUUAUCAUGGCAUAGGUUCUCUGCAAUGCCCAUUCAUCGCCAUAUACGUGCCAAGUGGAUCACUAUAAUUCGAAAUCUUCGAAAUGAUCAGACGUGGGAACCUGCUAUUAAUUCCAGGAUUUGUAGUCGUCACUUCCGAAAGGAAGAAUUACGUAUGGGUGGUUCAGGACGUUUUACGCUUAAUGGGCAAUCAGUCCCCACUUUGUUUCUGCACGAUGCUACAAUGGCCGAUCCAAAUUCCAAUUAUCCCGUAGAUUUCGCACCAUCCACAGGCCUAACUUGUACAACGGGUGGCACCAAACAGCGCAAUUGCGCUGUACCAAGCUGCACCUCAAUCGAUCGGAAGCGGGAGGUAGAUUUAUCAUGGCAUAUGUUCUCAACAAUGGCAAGUCAUCGCCAAAUGCGGAAUAAAUGGAUCACUAUAAUUCGAAAUCUACGCAAUGAUCAGAAGUGGGAACCUGCUAUUGAUUCCAGGAUUUGUAGCCGUCACUUCCUAAAGGAGAAAUUUUAUAUGGCUGGUAAUCGACGUAGGCUCAUUGGACAAUCAGCCCCAACUCUGUUUCUGCGCGGUGCUACAACGGACGUCAAAGAGGAACUAGAGGACCCUUUGCGUCUGGAUAACGAAGAUAUCAGGGCAGACGACUUUGUUCGAUGUACAAUUCCAAAUUGUCCAAAUAAUCUAAAUCGGCCUAAUCCAUCUGAAACAAUGUUUUCAUUUCGGGACGAGGAUGCACGUUUGCGACCUGGAUGGAUACAAACCCUUCGUGCCGCUCUUAAGACUGAAAGUUGGAAUCCAGACGAAUCUGAUCGAAUUUGCUCCAUCCACUUCGCGGAGGAACAAAUUUAUUUUAAUUUUCUUAAUGGAAAUUGGGUAAAACAAGUGAAAGGAACCCCAACUCUUAAUCUCAGAUUACCUAAUCCUACACCAACGCAGGGACAAAAAACGAAUACAAACAAUAAAUGUAUAAUUCCCGGAUGCGACGAUAAUUCUCUUCGACUGCGUUCUGCCCAACCAUGCAAAUCACGUCCGAUAUGGUUCCAUAAAUUUAAGGAUAGCUGGAGUUGGAUUAUGCGCAAAUUAUUGAAAAAUCCGACCUGGACCGCACCUCCAAACUCUGAAAUAUGUUAUUUACAUUUUGUAUCUAGUGACCUUCAUAAAUCGAGCGGAUCUCUCCUUUCGUCAGCCAUUCCGAAAUUGAAUCUGGGUUGUGAUUUCAAUAUAUUAGCCUCAAAUUAUCAAUUUUAUACGCCUCCAACUAGUGGCACAACGACUCCUAACGCCAAAGUCGACCCGGUACCGAAGCCACAACAACCUACAAGUUCUGCUUUGCGCAUAUGUUCCGAGUUCACCUCAAUGUGCAGGCGAAAGUUUCCGUCGCAUUUUCAAAAUCCUGCAACACUCCCAGUGACACAACGGGAAAAGGAAAUUGCUUCAAAAUUACUCGAUACAUUUAUUCGAUUACAAGAUGAAAAUGGCUCCUCAAACCCAGGAGAAUGGCAGCAGAUACAUUUCGAUUCAUUUAUUGACGAGUCAGUAUCAGAACAACCCCAUCAUCAUGACGAAUCAACCAAUAGUUCAAACGCUCCACACCCAACGAUAGACGAUGAUGAUUCUGACGUCUUUAAAGUAAUUCAUUUUGAUCCACCAGCACAUGAUACUGAAUUAUCGUCGAACGAAACUUCAUCAUCCGGUCCACCUGGAAUUUUGACAGUGCGCCCUUCCUCCCCAAUGUCCCCAAUUUCAGACGAGCAAGAAUCAACCGACCCAACUUCGUACAGACCUGCCGAAAAACUUCAAGCAUAUCUUCCCCCAGAUGAUCUGCGUGGAACAGAUUUUACUACACAAGUUAUUCAAGGGAUUCGUCACGCUUCUGCCAAAAGCUCUCAUUUACAAAAAAAUCCUGUCAGCCAUUAUAGGAAAAAACCAGGGAGGAAGACCCCUUUGACACCGCGUCUUCUAUAGUCGCCAAAUACAUACAUUUUUUUUGGAAUACCGAUGAAUAUCCUCGGAACACCCAGUUGCUCAAACCAAUAAUUGAUCCCAGAAAAAUUAACCUCAAUUAAAUACAUGCUCUCGUAUCCAAUCAGCCAUUCAUGCAAUGACAGAUUU
Molecule: messenger RNA, 3732 nt
Organism: Folsomia candida
Lineage: Eukaryota; Metazoa; Arthropoda; Collembola; Entomobryomorpha; Isotomidae
Exons: 21
Coding region: 598-3585 (995 amino acids)
Molecular function (GO): sequence-specific DNA binding
Source: RefSeq, a predicted model, not a curated record